AUGGACUUCGAAGAAAAAGUGGUCAAUGUCCUUGAUGCGCUUGAAGUUGUACUCCCUUCUCGUUCUCAUUGGGCUAAGGCUCUGUCAAGAGCGCACCUCCUACGCCGCACAAGUCUUUCGAACAUAUUUGUACGUGAAAGCGUGACGGCGGCAGAACGAAAAUGGGAUUAUGAGUUGAGGCACGAGGGUCGUUUAAGAAAUGAACAGUCAUCUACGCCUGAGUGGGUGGUUUACAAAGAUGUUCCCUCUCACAUUGCCGAACUUCCCCGCAAACCUAUGACGGGAAACUUGUAA
Molecule: messenger RNA, 294 nt
Organism: Necator americanus (New World hookworm)
Lineage: Eukaryota; Metazoa; Nematoda; Chromadorea; Rhabditida; Ancylostomatidae
Exons: 1
Coding region: 1-294 (97 amino acids)
Source: RefSeq, a predicted model, not a curated record